This is a messenger RNA of Dendroctonus ponderosae (mountain pine beetle), 7012 nucleotides long. Its product is annotated as sortilin-related receptor. The record is from RefSeq and is a predicted model, not a curated record. Gene Ontology annotation, molecular function: protein binding. Gene Ontology annotation, cellular component: Golgi apparatus; membrane. Gene Ontology annotation, biological process: post-Golgi vesicle-mediated transport. Lineage: Eukaryota; Metazoa; Arthropoda; Insecta; Coleoptera; Curculionidae.
CCAUAAAGCUCAAAACCUCCACUCAAAAAAGUUCAACCAGAUGAAAACUAGUUGAAAAGCGACAUCACUGGCCUGAAUAUUGUCACUCAAAAUUGACAGUGACGUUUCGGUUUUGUGUUUUUGUGUUGGUUUGCAGAUGCUUUGUCAUUUAAGUGCUGUGUUUAAUAAGUGACGAAGCUAAUAAGUAUUAUUUCCCCACAUAAGUCGCGGCUGAUCGCACUGCGCUCAGAAUGCGUUUCAUAUUUAUCCUGCUGAUUUUCUCGCCGUUUUUCGCGACAAACAGUGAACCCACAAAAACUUUGUACGGGAACUUGGACACUGCGGGAGGACGCACUUUCAACUUUUUUCUCGAUGAGGAGCCCAACGAGGACACUGGAGGACGUUAUCGGCGUGCCUCCAACCCAGAGAUGCCGGUUGUUGACGAUUUGGUGGAUACCAAGAUAAAUCAUCUGAAUGACAGUCAUAAGCAAUUGAUGGUUCAUUGGGUGGGUGAUAAAAGCAAAGUGAUCAUUUGCCUGGCUAGAGACCCUCUGGUCACCCAGUUUGACCCGAAACUAACUAAACCAUCCGCGGUGUUCAUUUCCUUUGACGAUGGAGACUCUUAUGCGGACAAGAGUGACCAGUUCAAGCUGCCCAAUGGGCGCUACGCGCUCUUGGACAAGUUUUACAAUCAUCCCACCCUGAAUUCUCAAUUUGUCUUCACUGAUAUCGUCAACAACUUGCUUUUCAUCACCACGGACUAUGGCAAGACGUUCCAGAGGAUCGAACUGAAGUUCACGCCUAGUGAGGUGUCUUUCCACGACUUGCAACCGUCCAUGUUCCUGAUUUUGGACAAAAACGACACCCAACAACGACUCUGGAUCACUGAGGAUUUGGGUGCGUCCUUUCGGCUGGCCCACGAGUUUGUCAAGGCAAUGUACUGGAUCAAAAGCGGAGACAAUGCGCAACUUUUACUCCAUCGAAAUGAGCCCAACGGCCGCGGCAGCAUCAUCUACUCGAACAAUCUGUUCAAAAAUCGCGUGAGCGAAGUCUAUGCCACCAAUAUUCAGGAUUUCUUCUUGAAAGGCGACUAUUUGUUUACGACGAAAAACGGAUCAUCGGGUUUGGAACUAUACGUGUCUCAUUUGCUCAGCAAACAGCUGCUGUGUAUGUUCGACACUGCGCUCAAUAUCAGCAACUUUUUCGUGGCUGAUGUGACUGGAAGCAGAGCCCUUGUGGCGGCCAGUCAUUCCCCAACCAGUUCCAACUUGUACGUUUCGGACAAUUUGGGAGGCACGGAAGGAAAAGUCCGCUUCACGCUCUCCAUUAAGGACGUGUUCGCUUUCUUUCCCAAUACCACAUGGAAAGGCACUUUGGUUGACCAUGUGUCAGACGAGCCGUUUGCCGACGUUUACAAAGUGGAGGGCAUGACCGGGAUCUACAUCGCGUCCAAAGUGGUUUCGAAGCCAACCAACGGCAACAACCAAUUAGGGCCGCAUCAUUUGGGCUCUGUAAUCACGUAUGAUCAUGGUGCGACUUGGAGGCUGGUUCAACCGCCGGCAAAUGACGUGGAAGGACAAGACACGGGUUGCCUGCCCUCCAAGAACUGCUCGUUGCAUCUGAGCCAGAAGUUCAGCCAGAUCUAUCCUGAGAGCCGCUCAGUGCCGAUUCAGUCGAGCAAGUCCGCUCCAGGCACCAUAAUUGCGACUGGCGUGCUCGGGCAGAACCUUAAAGGCCAUUACGGCGUUUACAUUAGCGUGGAUGGGGGCUUGAGCUGGCGUCAAACUCUUCGGGAGCUGUACUUCUUCAACAUGGGAGACCAUGGAGGAGUAUUGUCCGCUGUCAAGUACUACAAAUCAAAUGGGGAGACGCGGCACAUUCUCUACUCGACUGACGAGGGAGAGAACUGGAACCAAACCCAGUUCCACAACGAGGAGAUCCGGCUGUAUGGGCUGAUGACUGAACCGGGCGAAAACACGACGGUGUUUACCAUGUUCGGAUCGUUGCCGAAGGAGCACAGCUGGAUCAUUGUGAAGGUGAACUUGACGAAGGUUUUUCCCAGAGUGUGCACGGACAAGGAUUACAAAAUGUGGACGCCGAGCAAGAGCGACGACAAGCGCAGCUACAUUCCGUGUGUUAUGGGUCAGCAAGUCACCUACGAGAGAAGAAUGCGGCACGCCAACUGUCUCAACGGCCUGGACUAUGUUCGAGUGCUCUCAAAGAAACCAUGCAGCUGCGAUGUGUUCGACUUUGAGUGCGACUUUGGGUUUAUUAGGGUGGACGACACCAUUCCCAGAUGUAUCCGAGACAAGAGCCUGGAAAACGUCGAUCCGUACGCGGUGCCAUAUCAUUUCUGCCAACCCGGCAGCUUUUACGAACGCUCUAAAGGCUAUAGGAAGAUCUCGGGCGAUAAAUGUGUGGAAGGAUUCGAGCAACACUAUUUGCCGGAUAUCCUGCCGUGUCCCUUUCAGGAAGCCGACGAUUUCCUGCUGUUCGCCUUACGGGAGAACAUCUCGCGUUACAACCUGGUGAGCAACACUCUCGAACCGCUACCCAUCAAGAACCUGAAAAACGUGAUUGCGGUGGAGUUCGACAUGAGCACCAACUGCGUGUACUGGGCGGACAUCAACUUGGACACUAUCAAUCGCCAGUGCUUCUCCAAUGGCAGCAGGGUGGAGACUUUGGUGUCGCACGACUUGGCCUCAGUGGAGGGAAUGGCACUGGACUGGAUCUCCAAGACGUUGUAUUUCGUCGAUGGCAAUCGCGUGAAGAUCGAGCUGAUUCGGACUGACAUCAAUCACAGCGGUCGCAUGAGGCGGACCAUUCUCGACAACAAGGACCUGAAGAAGCCGCGUGGCAUCGCCGUUCAUCCGCCUGCCGGUUACCUGUUUUGGACCGACUGGUCUACUGAGGAUCCAUGCAUUAAGCGCGCCAACUUGGACGGCUCCAAUGUUACCCUGCUGUUCGACAAGGAAAAAGUCGAAUGGCCCAAUGGCAUCACUGUGGAUUACGUGAGCAACCGGAUUUACUGGGUGGACGCCCGAAAGGACUAUAUCGGCAGCUCGGACUUGCAGGGCGGCGGAAUGGUCUAUGUGGUGGAGUCUACUGAUAUAGUGCCGCACCCGUUUGGCGUGGCUGUGUUCAAAAACGACAUCUACUGGGACGAUUGGAAGAAAAACGCCAUUUUCAAAAGGGACAAGGACAUGGUGGGAGGCACCACGGGCAUCCAGGUGGUGCUCGAAAAUCUGCCCGGACUCAUGGACUUGAAGGUCUUCACACACGGACUACAAACAGGACACAACGCCUGUUCCAACCUCAAGUGUUCGCACAUCUGUGUCGGCUUGCCGCACGGCUCAGUCUGUUUGUGUCCGGACGGCAUGAUAACUACCAAGGACGGAACGUGUUUGUGCCCCGGGAGCGCCGCCCCACUUGCCAACGGCACCUGCACGACCGUGGGCAACUCGUGUAGUCCCGACCACUUUGCCUGCACCAACCGGCUGUGCAUUCCCAAGGGCUGGAACUGUGACGGCGAAGACGACUGCGGCGACAACUCGGACGAGGACCGAUGCAACAUCGCCACUUGCCCGCCCAGUUUCCAUUCGUGUGGCGACGGAAAGUGUCUGCCACAUUAUUGGAAGUGUGACUACGAAACGGACUGUGUAGACGGUUCGGAUGAGGUAAACUGCCCACGCCAGAACUGCACAGAUUCUCAGUUUUCUUGCGACAACGGACGGUGCAUAUCGAAGAGCUGGCGCUGUGACGGCGAGAACGACUGUCGCGACAACACGGACGAGCGUAAUUGCGAUCCCGACCGUCCCACCCAAUGUAAGGGGGAGGACGAGUUCCAGUGCAAGUCUGGCGCAGUCACCUGCAUUCCUAGCACAUGGAAAUGUGACGGAGAACCGGAUUGCAGAGAUGGUUCCGAUGAAACAGGCUGCACGGAAAACGUGUGCAGUGAAUUCCAGUUUUCAUGUGGACCACCGCAGAAUCGCUGCAUCUUCAACACUUGGCUAUGCGACGGCGACCGAGACUGCACGGAUGGCAGAGACGAAUUGAACUGCACCACGCCGAAAACUGAAGUCACCAAAUUCCCCAACGGAUUCCUGCCUUCCCAGAACGACACAUGCCAAGAGUGGAUGUUCAAGUGCAAGAACGACCGCUGUAUUCCAUUCUGGUGGAAAUGCGACGAAGUGAACGACUGUGGGGACGGAAGCGACGAAGCCGGAUGCUCCAAAGCAGAUGUAGAAGUGCCGCAAAACGUGGUGCCCAACAAGCGACCACCGGUCACCCUUUGCAAGAACAAUCAGUUCCGAUGCAGCACGGGCCAAUGCAUUCUGUCCGCCUGGUUGUGCGACCACAGCUUCGAUUGUCCCAACGGCGAAGACGAACAGAACUGCUCAACGACUGGAAUGACGUGUCCGCAGAACCACUUCAAGUGCGCGAUCGACGGCAGCUGCAUUUCGCGCGCACUUGUGUGCAAUGGCAUUGCCAACUGUCCGGACCAAUCGGACGAAAAAUACUGCGACCAACCGCAGGUGAAUGAGCCGGCCACGCCCAGUUGCAGCCUAGGGUAUUUUCCCUGCGAUGGAGGCAGCUGCCAUCCCCUAUCAGUCAUGUGCGAUGGGCGCCCGAACUGCUUCGAUGGGUACGACGAACGGAAUUGUUCCUCAAAGUCCAUCAUUUUCCAGGUCAUGGACAUGCAAAUCAAUCUUUUCUACUCAGACGAAAACAGCUUGUGGCUCUCCUGGGGCGUAUCGCCCUUCAAGCCGGAGAUCGAACUGGAGUUCCUGCCCUCAAUUUGCCAGGUGGGGGUGAACCAGUGGCGUAACGUGACCUGGACCAACGCGACCGAGAUCAAAUUUAAGGAUUUGCUGCCUUACACUGCAUAUAACAUGACUGUUUUCGUGCGCCAGAAGGGCAAAACGACGGUCUUUCCGCCCGCCAAGUACUUUGUUGUCACCACUGAUGCCGGAAAGCCGUCUCCUCCGGUCAAUGUCAAAGCCAAACAACUGAAUGGGUCGCAGGUGUUGAUUUCUUGGGAUCCACCGGUGCAUCCCAAUGGGAUAAUUGAAAAGUACCGACUAAGCUGGACGCGACCGGAAUCCAGGCCAAUCACGCUCGCGCUGAUGGGCAAUAAAACCUCCCACCGGUUGACUGCUGAUUUCCAGGACAAGCAGUCGUACAUCUUCACCGUAUCGGCGAUGAAUAAUCAGUAUAUGAGCAACCAGUCGGCCCCGGUGAGACUGACUUUCGACGGGCAGGCUGAGUUGGGACGCGUAGCCAACAUCCACUUCGAAACGACCAGCAAUAAAUCCACUAUUAUCUCUUGGAAUUAUCAGGGGCCAGUUGAUGGCUUCAUUCUCAACAUUACUACCGAAGACUUUAGGUAUCCGCGUCUGCCCUCCUAUUCCACCCAGUUCCAGAACAUUACUCUCAAUCUGGCCCCAGGAGAAACUUACUACACUCAGAUAUUUGCGUUCCGCAAUCACCUAGUAGGCCCCGCGGUCACUUACAAAAUGGCCACCCCCGGAGCCCCAUUGCCGAGUGUUGAAAUCGUGCAAAUCGACGUGGUGAAACCGUUGGGAACUUCGGUGAAACUUUCAUGGAAACGGCCGGAGAAGGCAGGAAAAGCUGCCUGGCAAUAUGGCGUUUAUUACGGCACCACUAUGCAAGAGCUUUUAGCAGCUGUCCGUUAUCAAACGCCGCAACUCACUGCAACCGUCAACAACUUGGACGCGUGCGAGUCGUACUUUUUCGCAGUCGGCUUUGUGGAGCCCUACGGGAUUGGCCCCCUAUGGACGAACGUCAACAGUCUGCUCACCACUUCGUGGAACCCGCGAGCGCCGCCCAAAAAGUUACGCGUGCAACCCGAAGGCGCGGAUAACUUGAAAAUGGCCAUCAACUGGGAGCCAAGCUGUCUAUCCCAAGACAAAGCCGAUUACAUUGUAACCAUUAACGAAAGAGCUUCGAACAGGACCUGGCGAAUCAUGGUGAGCAAUAAACUGAGCCACAAAGUGGCUGUAGAGGCAGGGGGCGUCUACAAUGUAACAGUCUCAACCGCCACGGCAAACGCCACGCCAACCAGCCCCGUGGAAUUUGAGGCGCCGCCCAUUUAUCCGCCGUGUGAAGUGCGAGUGAUUCCCGAAGCGAACGGAAGCUUUUUCGUCUACUGGCAAGAAUCUGAGUCGAUGCCGAGAGGAAACUUCGCCUACGAGGUGCUGGUGCAGGAAGGAAACGGAUUGAACGAAGCCACUGCCGAGAAAUACACGGUGAAACAUCCGCCGUUCAUCUACACGAACAGUUUGGGAUCGACGUUUACGUUUUCCGUUCGCAUCAAGACCGAAAAGGGCUUCAGCUCGUUGCUUUCGGAAACUGUGAGCAAAUUCAUUGAGCGACCACCGGCGGGCAGCUCGAUGCUGGGCAUCAUUGUGCCCAGUCUGUUGGUACUGUUGGCCCUGGUAGGGGUGAUCGCGUUCCUGAUAAUACGCAACAGAAGGCUGCACAAUAGUUUUGUGCGUUUCGCCAACUCGCAUUACAACUCGCGCUCGGAUGCGGCCACAUUCGACGACAACAGUCUAGACGAAGAGGACAGUCCGCGGAUUGUCGGCUUUUCUGACGAUGAGCCGCUGGUGGUCGCCUAGCAGUCGGUUUAAAUUAGCUCAGUGAGAGAAGCAAAGACUUGGUCGGUUACCACGAACCAAAACCUACAAAGUAUUGUCCAUAUUCUUAUUAUGCAAAUCCUCUAUUGUAGUAAUAUAACGUUGUUAAUGUAAUGUUCGCAGUUUUUACCUUCAGGUAUUCGUAUACAGAGUAGGCGCCAUCAAUCUACCUGCAAAUUUCCGAGUAGCCGAUAGUCUCCAUUUUUUUCCUGUCAUUGUACAGUUUUUAUUUUUUAAGUCAAAUUUCUGUGAUAUCCUUGGUUAAGUUUUUUAGAGUUUGAGUAAUGGGAAUUUGACUGUGAAUUUAGUUUAAUGUGUGUACUGUAACGAUGCAUACAUAUUAUGUGUUAAUAAAUAUCUCGGUGGUACAAAUU